Argentina anserina (silverweed cinquefoil) is the source of this 1598-nucleotide messenger RNA. RefSeq names its product glucan endo-1,3-beta-glucosidase-like. Gene Ontology annotation, biological process: carbohydrate metabolic process. Gene Ontology annotation, cellular component: plasma membrane. The record is from RefSeq and is a predicted model, not a curated record. Gene Ontology annotation, molecular function: hydrolase activity, hydrolyzing O-glycosyl compounds. The transcript has 2 exons. NCBI's taxonomy places the organism in Eukaryota, Viridiplantae, Streptophyta, Magnoliopsida, Rosales, Rosaceae. The coding region runs from base 23 to 1405 and encodes 460 amino acids.
CAACCUCAGAAAAAAAAAAACAAUGGCAGCAGCCACCAAGCUCGUCCUCUCCCUUCUCUUCUUCCAGCUCACCACCACCGCCUACUCCAUCGGCGUCAACUACGGCACCCUCGCAGACAACCUCCCUCCUCCUGCCCAGGUCGCCAACUUCAUCAAGACCCAAACCAUCAUUGACUCCGUCAAGAUCUUCGACGUUAACCCGGACAUCAUCAAGGCCUUCGCCAACACCGGUAUCUCCUUAACCAUCACCAUCCCCAACGGCGAGAUCCCCGGCCUCACGUCACUUGAUGGCGCCAGGCGUUAUAUCGAUCAGCACAUCAAACCCUUCCACCCUGCUACUAAGUUCAAGUACAUUCUCAUGGGCAACGAAAUCCUUCACUGGGGAGACGCUGCUCAGAAAAACGGACUAGUCCCCGCAAUGAGGAUGCUCUACGCCGCUUUAGUUCAAGCGGGUAUGAGAGACAUUAAGGUCUCCACCCCACACUCCCUCGGUAUCAUGCUCUCGUCUGAACCGGCAAGCGCCGGCCGCUUCAGACCCGAAGUGAUCCCGAUAUUGCUUGACCAGCUCAAGUUCUGCCGAGAGACCAAGUCCCCCUUCAUUUUCAACCCCUACCCCUACUUCGGCUGGUCGCCUGAGAAGGAGAACUUCGCUUUGUUCAGGCCAAACAAGGGCAUUCUCGACCAGUACACCAAGAAAAUGUACACCAACAUGUUCGACAACUUGAUGGAUGCCGUGUACUCCGCUUGCAAGGCCCUCGGGUUCACCGACGUCGAGUUCGUUGCCGCCGAGACCGGCUGGCCUUCGGCUUGUGAGUACCCGGUAUGCUCGGUCCAGAACGCCGUGGACUACAACGGCAACUUGAUCAAGCACGUGAACUCCGGUAAGGGAACUCCCCUGAUGCCUAACAGGAAGUUCGAGACUUACAUCUUCGCUUUGUUCAAUGAGAACCAGAAGCCCGGCCCCUCCGCCGAGAAGAACUGGGGGCUGUUCAGGCCCGACUUUUCUCCGGUUUACAAUGCCGGUGUUUUGCGCAACCAACAGGGAGGUGCAUUGCCUGGAACAACUGGACCAGCUCAACCAGUUAACCCAGUCAAACCAGGAAAGGGAGGAAAACCAGCUACACCUGCUGCUGCUGGAGGCAAGAAGUGGUGUGUGGCAAAACCUGGGGCAAGUGCUCCGGCUUUGCAGGCAAACAUUGAUUACGUGUGUGGCAAGGGAGUGGACUGCAAGCCAGUUCAACCAGGUGGUGUUUGCGCCUCCGAGGGUAUUGUUGGUAAGGCGUCUUACCUGAUGAAUGCUUUCUAUCAGGCCAAUGGCCGCAACAACUUCAAUUGCGACUUCUCUGGAAGUGGGCUAAUCACCAACGUGAACCCCAGCCACGGGGCUUGUGUAUACAAUGCUUGAAGAAGCCAAGAUGAUCAGAGAAAGAAGAUCCGCUGGUUUUGAAAUAGUAGUAAUUACUUUUUUCUUUUACAAAUUUUGUGGGGAAGUACUGUGUUGAACUGACUAUGCUGCCAUUGCUAAUUUGCUAUGACUUACUGUACAAGAUGAUUGAACAAGGACUGAUUAAUGAAAGCACUUCCAUAAUUUCAUCACU